UUUUCUUGAAAAGGCUCCAGGCUUCGGCUUGGAAAAUCCAACCGCCAAAAUUGAGCCCAGCAGCUGGAGCGGCAGUGAGAGCCCUGCCGAAAACAUGGAAAGAAUGAGCGACUCUGCGGAUAAGCCAAUCGACAACGACGCAGAAGGGGUCUGGAGCCCCGACAUCGAGCAGAGCUUUCAGGAAGCCUUGGCUAUCUACCCACCCUGCGGGAGGAGGAAAAUCAUCUUAUCGGACGAAGGCAAGAUGUAUGGUAGGAAUGAAUUGAUAGCCAGAUACAUCAAACUCAGGACAGGCAAAACGAGGACCAGGAAACAGGUGUCUAGUCAUAUACAGGUCUUAGCAAGAAAGAAAGUUCGAGAAAUUCAAGCCGCCAUUAAGGAUCAGACGGCCAAGGAUAAGGCCCUGCAGCACAUGGCCGCCAUGUCCUCGGCACAGAUCGUCUCGGCCACCGCCAUUCACAAUAAGCUGGGGCUGCCUGGGAUUCCACGCCCUGCCUUCCCGGGGUUCUGGCCAGGAAUGAUCCAAACAGGGCAGCCAGGAUCCUCACAAGACGUCAAGCCCUUCGUGCAACAGGCCUACCCCAUCCAGCCAGCAGUCACAGCCCCCAUUCCAGGGUUCGAGCCUGCAUCAGCCGCAGCUCCCUCGGUCCCUGCCUGGCAGGGCCGCUCCAUUGGCACAACCAAACUUCGCCUGGUGGAAUUCUCAGCCUUCCUCGAACAGCAGCGAGACCCGGACUCGUACAACAAACACCUCUUCGUGCACAUUGGGCAUGCCAACCACUCUUACAGUGACCCAUUGCUCGAAUCAGUGGACAUUCGUCAGAUCUAUGACAAAUUUCCUGAAAAGAAGGGUGGCUUAAAGGAACUGUUUGGAAAAGGCCCCCAAAAUGCCUUCUUCCUCGUAAAAUUCUGGGCCGACCUAAACUGCAGUAUUCAGGACGAUGCCGGGGCUUUUUACGGUGUAACCAGUCAGUAUGAGAGUUCUGAAAAUAUGACAGUCACCUGUUCCACCAAAGUGUGCUCCUUUGGGAAGCAAGUAGUAGAAAAAGUAGAGACGGAGUAUGCAAGGUUUGAGAACGGCCGAUUUGUGUACCGAAUAAACCGCUCCCCAAUGUGUGAAUAUAUGAUAAACUUCAUCCACAAGCUCAAACACUUACCGGAGAAAUACAUGAUGAACAGUGUUUUGGAAAACUUCACAAUCUUAUUGGUGGUAACAAACAGGGAUACACAAGAAACUCUCCUGUGCAUGGCCUGUGUAUUUGAAGUUUCAAAUAGUGAACAUGGAGCACAACAUCAUAUUUACAGGCUUGUAAAGGACUGAACAUGGUUAUUUAUAUAUAUAGAUAUCUGUAUAUACACACACACACAUAUGUGCACACACACACACACACUCCAUUAUUGAAUGACUGACUGUAAACCUCACCACACAGGGGGGUGCCCUGGCCCUGAGGUCACCCUGACUUUUCUAAAUCCUGUUUGAGUGAAGUCAUUAUUUUUUUUUUUCAUGUGUUCAUACUAUCAUUGUAGCUGUGAAGUUCUGGUACAGUUGUAAAAAGAGAAAUCUGAGUGGUUUCUAUGUGUUCUUCACAUCCGCAGCCCACAAUUCCUCGGGAAAGGUGAACCUUAAGAACCCGGGUCUCUGUCUGCAGAGACCUGUCUCUAAUUGUGGUAGGGAAAAAAAAAUUGAGACAGAACAUUUGCCAUGGGGCUUUUAUAGCCUUUAUACAAAUGUAUUUAGUUCUGGUUUUAUUUUGUUUUUUUUCCAACAUAAAAUUCUUGUUUUAAGAUACAAGUAAAAUUAAUCUUUAAAUAUAAAUGUAAAUUAGUACACAAAACUAAGAAUCUUUAGACUUAUCUUUGUAACUAAUUAGGGUGGAAGUUUUGAAAGAAUGUAAUUCACUAAAUUAUUUUUUAAAUGAAACUUUUCUUUCUUUUUGAAGCCAAAUGUUAAAAUAUAGCCUUAAAUGCUUGGUAGAAAUAUUCUAAUGAGACAAAUUUGUACUUUUUUUUUUUUUCUCAAGGUGAAAACUAAUCUCUUAAUCCAUUAAACUCUUGAACAGGUAUUACAAAGGAAGAAAACUUCACCCCUUAUCCUUAACAUAUAUAGUAUAUUUAAAAAAUAUAAAAUUGUAUUGUACUAAUGUGAUGAUUAUUUAAUGAAGAAAAAAAAAAGGAUGGCUCUUUUUGCAAUAAGUAGAUAAAUACUGAAAACCUAAACGUACAAAUGUUUAUAGUCUUGUGUGUGCAGUUAUAUUUUAUAUGGACAACCAAAUUUUUUACCAAGAUGAGUAAAUGUUUGAAUCACUGAAAUUUAAUAACAAAAAUUGAAAAUUGGCAUGAAUACUGCACUGUGAGCUGCAAAGUAGAGAAAAAUCCUGUGGCUGGGAGAAAUUUCACCAACCAAACAAGAAAAAGGCUCAUCAGUUUUAGCAUCUCUGCUCCCCAGAAAAUUGCAAGCAUCCUUUCCAGCCUGUGGAUAAAUUCUUUCUGGUGAACCAGUGUGCAUAGUAACCUGCCAUAAUGUGUGUGUCCAUGUGUGUUUGUGUACACAUCCACACAUAUACACAUACAGUUAUCAGACAUAUUUAAUGAACAUCUCUUUAAUGUCACCAGUUUGCUAGGUGCUGAUACGUACGUGUACACGUAUAUUUCAGUCUGUGUCCCUAGAUCUAGAUACCUUCUCAAAGGACAUCUGUUUCCUCAGCAUCUCUCGAUAGUCACAGUGCUUGUUUGACUGAGUUUGGAGAGGCCCAGCGUUCUCUCUGACUUUUUUUUUUUUUUCCAACAGACUCAUCUGGGAGGUUCUCCUCCCAGGAGAAAUUCAACUUUCCAACCCAGAUAUUCCAAAGCAUUGCCCAGGCAGAGUUGGUUCGAAGUGGCCGUGUGUCUUGGGUUAUUUCUGUAAGUGCUUCACUGGGAAGGAGACAGGGUUACACUCCCCAGCUUCCCAGAGGAAAAUGACAUUCUUACAAUCGCCAGGAAUAGAUUUCACACAAUAGAACGUGAAGUAAGUUUUUUAAGUUGUGAAACCUGUCGUGGCUUUUUUAUCAAGCCAGAAAAGAAAUACCUUGUUCUUUCACAUCCUAGUAACUUAUCCGUUUCCCUGUCCCACCACCUGCUCUGAUCCUGCUUGGAUAUUGGUUAGAGGGUCUGGUGUGGCUGGCUUGUGGCCAACAAGCCACCGGACCAAGCCUGACCUCUCUAAGACUCAUGCCACCGGUUCCUGGGAAGACCAGUGAAAAAAGUGCAAAACUUCUCCCAUUUGGAACGCACACCUCUCAUAUAAACCAGUAGGCUGAUGUCUGUCUUCCCUCCGUGAAAAAACUACCAUUUAUUCUCUGAUUCUAAAGGGUUUGAAGGAUUGCCCUAGUGGUCUGCCCUUUCAUCUGGCCUUCCAUGCAGGCACCGAAUCUUCUGCCGUAGUCAUCAUACUUAAUGACUUCUCUUGGGCAGCCCUCCUAGGAAUGUUCCUUUUGCUUCUGUCUCCCACAUCUUUCCUCAGUGGAAACCCCACUCUUCCAGGGCCAGGACCCUAUGAAGGGGGAGGUAAAGGAUCUUCUAUGUCCAGAGCCAGCCCAGAACUUCAGCGAGAGGAGUAUCUGAUUCCCAUUCCCACACAGGAAUGGGGCUCUUCUGUCUGCCAGGAGGCCUCUUGGGAUUUACUUUUCAAAGCACAAAUAGACCCCAGAAGAGCAGCUGGAGGGUGGUUCUGCUGGCUGAGGGAAGGGCACACCCCGGCCUGCUGAGCUCAUGGAGGCAGGCUGUGCCCUCCUCCCCCAGAUGCCUUUGGAGCUGAGUUUGGGGCAUUUGCAUGAACACGCUGGAGGAUAGCUUUUUGCUCUUAAAAACAUUUCUAGGAGCCUUAAAAUUUUUCUUCUCAUCUUGUUCUCCUAAAACUUUCUCUAGGGCAGAUAUUUUCCCUAUCUUAACCACGGAUCCAGUUACCCAAACCCUUGGCCAUCUCUGUCUCUGCCAAGUUAGGUGCUGGGGUGGGGUUUCUGUGGCGGUGCCUAAUGCAAGUCUGUCUGUAGUCUUUCAUCCUUUGUCGUAGUCUUCUCCCUUGAGCUGGCAAGCUUCCCCAACUAUAAAAAAGCCUUUCCAGGCCCCUGUCCUUACAGCUUUUGGGUACCAGGUCUCCUGGCGACCCUGCAUCACCAGCCUUGAGUCAGGGGCAUCUCAUACUUUCCUGGGGAGCAUGGAGGCCCAUCUCUCACAGCCAACCCAGGAGGGAGCUGAAAAACUGGACUCUGGUCUGUGGGCAUUCGUUUCCAUCUUAGCAAGAGCCUUAAAAUGACUGUCAGGACUUCUCCAGAACAGGUUCCAGAAUCCCAGAAGGUCUGUGUUACUCUUCAGUCAGGGGCUCUCAGCCUUGAUACUGUUGGCAAGUUGAGAGCAGUUCUUUGUCCUGCACCAUGUCCCGGGCCUUCCCCAUGCUCUCCCUGCUAUCGCCACGACCCAGAGUAUCUCCAGACAUUGCCACAUGUUCUGUGGAGCCCAAUAUGACCCCCAGUGGAGAACCCCUGCCCUAGAUCCUACAGGUCACAAAUACCAUAUUGGAGAUCUUCUUUUUCCCUUCCAAUCUCACCCCGAGAAAGCUGCUGCUGUCCCAGGAGCUUUGUUUCAGGUCAUGAAGAGGCAGGUAGGAAGGUUCCUCAAAUGACAUUACGUCCAGGUCUCUUCCCCUUCAGGGCAUCUCCCACAGCAGAGUCUGUCUUGCUACAGAGGCUUCCUUCAUUCAUCACUGGGGAUGUUGGGAAUAGCAGGUCACCCCCAUCCCCAUGAUCAUCUCGAACCUCUGUAAGGUGCAUCUGUGAUCUGAUCUUCAUUCCUCAGUUUACCAGCUUUAAAAGACAUCCCAGCUGUGUUCAUUAUUCUCGUAAGCAUCUGGGUCUCACGAUUGAAGCGUUCCUCAUUUCGGUAAGCUUCCUCUGGUCUUCUGCUUUCUGCCCUACACUCAGUGCUGUUUUUAGAAUUUAUGGAAGCCUUUGGAACACUGCAUCUUUAAGGUUGGAGGAGAGAGGGACCAGUUCUGGAAGCAGGGGGUGAUAGAUUUUUUUCCUUACUGAGCUAAAAGAGAGCACAACCUACUCUCUCCUUCAUUUAGCAGAUGAGAAAGUUGAGAUCCAGAGGGGAGGUGACUUGCCCAGAGUCACCCAGCUGGUUAGUGACGGAAUCAGGGUGCGGCUCUGGGACCUUGCCACUUAAUCCUUGGCCUCUUACAGUGAAGGUGGUUCCUCUUCGGUGCUCAUGCCUCAGUGAUCCCUACAAAGAUGUGCACAGGCUCAGUGCGGAGGACGGGGGGGACUAAGAACCUCCCCCUCAGCCAGAGCAUGGCAUCGACCCGAUGCUGACGCCGCUUCCCCCAUGGAGCCUCUGGUCUGAUUGGAGCUACACGAGGCAGCCACAAGCAGAUACAAAAGCUGAUGAGCCUUUUCACUUACCCUGAGGACAAUUCACCUGCCACAGAAUCUCGAGUCCAUUUUUUACCUGCUACGCAACCCAGCCGCCAUGUCCCACGCUCAGACCAGCCAAAAAGCAGCCCCUGUUCCCAGCACUUGGUGUUAAAAGUCCGCAAGUGAAUUUAACCCAAGUCUUCUCUAGGUCUCGAUACUGUAGUGGCUUUAGCAGUCUGUUUUUUGUACAACCUUAAAUUAUUUAAACCGGCUGAGAUGACAGUCAGUCUUACAAACCAGGUACAUAGGAUCUAAGUUCAUGUAUGCUCUGUCUGGUACACUACACCUGUCCUCACGAAGGGUAGAACCGAUCCCGUGCGUUGGCGUUCACACCCGUGACAGCGAGAGCAUAUGUCUGCAUCGCUUCUUUCUUUCUGUUGACGUUUCUGUGGCAAAGCCCUGCACGUGUCAUUUCUGAAAAGCCUUAAAUCUUUGAGACAUUGUGUGUAGGGUGUGCAGUGCCGAAGGCUGCCUCGGAACUGUGAGCCCUUUUGUAAGCUGGAAGCAUUUCUCUUACUACUGUUCCUUUUUUUAGGGAGUUUUAAAUUCAAAGCUGCCAAAGCGUUCCAGUAAGCAGUGCCUUAGUGAUACCUAGUCGUCCCCGGCCCUCCGCAUCCAUUCACAAAUUGGCCCCAUAUUUGAAACCACACAGGCAAAAA
This is a messenger RNA of Enhydra lutris kenyoni (northern sea otter), 6112 nucleotides long. RefSeq names its product TEA domain transcription factor 1. Bases 95 to 1321 code for a protein of 408 amino acids. The record is from RefSeq and is a predicted model, not a curated record. Gene Ontology annotation, molecular function: RNA polymerase II cis-regulatory region sequence-specific DNA binding; DNA-binding transcription factor activity, RNA polymerase II-specific. Gene Ontology annotation, cellular component: transcription regulator complex. The transcript is spliced from 11 exons. Lineage: Eukaryota; Metazoa; Chordata; Mammalia; Carnivora; Mustelidae. Gene Ontology annotation, biological process: hippo signaling; regulation of transcription by RNA polymerase II; embryonic organ development.